Saprolegnia diclina VS20 is the source of this 2688-nucleotide messenger RNA. RefSeq lists its product as hypothetical. The coding region runs from base 29 to 2500 and encodes 823 amino acids. Gene Ontology annotation, cellular component: WASH complex. Lineage: Eukaryota; Oomycota; Saprolegniomycetes; Saprolegniales; Saprolegniaceae. The record is from RefSeq and is a predicted model, not a curated record. The transcript has 6 exons.
GCCCAACGCAUCGUGAUGGCAAUGUGACAUGCAGCAGCGACUGAAAAUGGGCGCCUCGUUCUCAUGUCCUGGGCUCGGGAUCGCGCCCCGGCAGCCGUGGGCCGACCUCGAUGUGCCGCUGCCACCGCCCACCGACGACGACGACGUUGACGGCGCCUACUUGCUGCUGAUCACGCAUCGGGGUGCGACAGGCCUCGUGCGCGAAGAGCUCGCGCGCCUCGAGUCUCGUCUCUCCAAGUGGCAGCAGACCCAACUGUUCAAACUGGGUCAUGUCGAGACGGCGCCGACAACGACCGAGUGCAUCGAACAGCUCCGCGUCCUCCACUACCGACGCGAACGCGCGAUCGAGCAACUGCGGCUGCUUCGUCUUGUGGUUUUGCGCGCUCGCCGACGGUGGGUGCGACUCUUCACUCAAGAAGAGGGGCUCCAAGCGCUCCUCGCCCUAUUAGCGCCCAUGCACGACACUGUGCAGCUUGUGGCUGUGCUGGACCUCGUGCUUUUGCUCCUGAGUUUUGUAUCGGUACUUGAGCACCUUGCGUCCAAGGUCCAUGGCGAGCGACUUCAGGAGCUUCUGGCGUGCGUCGGUGGACCCUCUGAAAGCGUCAGCAUCAAAGUACUCCAGAUAUGCCGCAUUGUGUGCGUCUAUCAUCAAGCCGGCCACGUGGCCUUCUUUCGCGCCAUGGAGCACUGUCAUGCUGCCCGCGUGGUGGCCGACCUCUUGGAGCUUUUGGAUCACGGCGCUGACGUCGCCCAGGAAGCCGCUCUGCGCCUCCUUCACGCGCUUCUGGAAGGCGACGAGAGUCCACAGCUCGCGACGUUCGCCAAGCGGCUGAUUGCCCAAGACGUACCUGCCUGGCUCGCGAUGAAGGGCGAUGGCACCGAACAUACUCGCGAGCUCGACACUGUCCUCGCCUUUGAAGCAGCGCGCUGCCUCCAGCUGCUACGGCGGUACAUGCCACCGCCCGACCUCCUCCUCGACGCGAUCCAGCAGUUCCAGCUCCACGCCAAAGACCACAAGCUCGAGACCCAUGCGCUCAAGGUCGUCACGGCGCUUCUGUCCGUCACGGAGCCGUCGGCAUGGGACGCGCUCGUGGAGCAGGUCCACCCGGCGCCCGUCGCCCCGUUAUCUCCACGCGUGUCGGACGUGCCGGCGCAGCACCACCCGCGCUACGCAAAGUACUUUCGUAUGCUCGAGGUGCGCGUACCGCGGGACCUCGUUCGGCAGCGAAUGAUCGCUGACGGCGUCGACGCGGCGCUGCUCGAGGCGCCGACGACCAUCGUAUCAUCUGACAUAGCGGGUCUCGUGAGUCCACCGACGUCGCCGGCGCCGGUCAAACCGCCAAAAGGCUUGCAUUGGCAAAAGUGGCCGUCGUCGGAUGCGAUCCGGGGCACAAUCUGGGAGGCGGCGCCGACCGGCAACAUCGACGCCGACGAAGUACACGUCGCGUUUGAGCUGCGGGCGCCAACGUCGCCGGGGCACAGGGUGCUGCUGCACCCGAGCCGCGCCAAGCACAUUCGAAAGCUUUUGGACGCACACCACUUGACCUUGCUGCGACCGAGUGUCGCUGACGCAUUGCUCGCAGGCAAGGUGGACGGCUUUACUUUCGAUCAAAUCUCGCACGUUCGACAUGUCCUCGCCUUGCCAACACCGGCAGAGAAGGCGGCACUGCAGUCGUUUGACGGCCACGUGGCGCUUCUGACGCACCCCGAAGGCUUUCUCCGCGACCUGCUCGUCAUUCCCGAUGUCGAGCGGCUCCUCGAUCUGCUCGCCACAGUCCUCAGAUUUGACUCGACCGUCCAGUCGUUUGAGCGCGACUGCACAAUCGUUUCGACAGCCUGCAAAGAACUCGCCGAGUCGAACGCGCUCCACGCUGUCCUCAGGUAUGUCCUCGACCUUGGGAACCACAUCAACGCCGGCACGAACCGCGGCAACGCCGUUGCGUUCAACUUGCUCACGGACCUCGAGAAGCUCAGCCACGUCCGUCAAGCGACUCAGAGCACGGGCACCGCGCUGCACUUCCUGGCCAGUGUGCUUCGGGCCCAAGAUGCGACGCUCUUGGCGUUUGGCGCGACCUUGCCAUCGCUUGAGCUCGUCACGAGCAGCCACAUGUCGGCGAGCGAGCUGCACGCGCAGCUGCAGAGUCUCCACGCGCACGUGCUGCACGUUGCAACGGCCCUUGACGCGCGGCCGCCAACGUGCUGUGUUCAAACGUUCACACUCUUUUUAGAGUACGCGGCGACGCCGCUCAGCCGCUGCGAUGCGACGUGGGGGCAAACUAUGGAUGGGCUCGAGACGACGAUGCGGCUGUUCCUCAAUUUGCCCACGGAUACGCUGCGCAUGCACGCAGGUAGCUUCUUCCGGGGCAUCCACCGCUUCACCGAGGCGUUGGCGGCGGCAGACCGCGAAAACUGCCAGCCGCUCGUCUUGCGUAAAUCGCUCGCACUGCCGAUAGCACGACCCCACUCGCCGCUGCACCGUAGUCACUCGAUGGCGUCGUAACACCGACUAUUCUUUGAAGCCUUCUCCUUGAUAUCUGCGGCUGCACUGCCCGAUUCGGUGACGAGCACGGAGAUCCGUGUUCUCGCUAAAGGAAACACUGCGCUUGUCUCGAAUACGACCAAGUAAAUCGUUAGCGUGGAGGUGUAUCAUGGUGUGCUAGUGCGGCGUUAUUGGUCAGUGGCUGUGAA